UUUUCAAAAACAUCGGCAACAAAAGAAUCGGCAUGAAACGAUUAAUAUCAUGUGAAAUGUUUUUUACAAUUGUUACAUUACUCACUCUAAAUGGAUUUUUCAUUGCAAAUACAUCACAAUUUACAGACGAUGAAAACCUCAACAUUGGUUAUUACAUCGAAUCGCAGCAGAAUGAAACUUUGUCAUACGCACAGGAUCGAGAUAUGCCGAAAUUCGGUGAAUCAAUGCACAACAUGACAAUACCUGUAGGACGUGAAGCGAUACUCGCGUGUGUCGUCGAUAAUUUACAAACGUACAAGAUUGCGUGGCUCCGCGUCGACACUCAAACAAUAUUGACGAUACAAAGUCACGUUAUAACGAAGAACCAUCGUAUGAGUAUCGCUCACGUGGAGAAACGUGCGUGGGUUCUCAAAAUCAAAGACGUCAAGGAGUCUGAUCGCGGGUGGUACAUGUGUCAAAUUAAUACAGAUCCAAUGAAAUCACAAACAGUAUUUUUAAAUGUUGUAGUGCCUCCUGAUAUCCUCGACUAUCCAACAAGUACUGACAUGGUAGUGCGGGAAGGUAGUAAUGUAACGUUAAGAUGCGCGGCAUCAGGAUCGCCGGAGCCCGUUAUAACGUGGCGUCGCGAAAACGGUGACCCAAUUGCGCUAUCAACUGAUGUAGAAGUUACAAGCAUUAAUGGCUCCAUUUUUACAAUAUCACGUGUUAAUAGACUCCAUAUGGGCGCCUAUUUGUGCAUCGCCUCCAAUGGAAUUCCUCCGACUAUCAGCAAACGCGUCAUGUUGAUAGUGCAUUUUCCGCCGAUGAUUUGGAUACAAAACCAGCUGGUAGGCGCGGCAUUUGGUCAACGCGUGACUCUGGAAUGUCAUUCCGAAGCAUAUCCCAAGUCAAUUAACUAUUGGAUGAAAAACGAGACGAUCAUCACGCCGGGAGGUCGUUACGAGCCAUCGAGCUACGAAAAGGAGUACAAGGUAGUGAUGAAAUUAACCAUAAAACCUGUUGACGAAAGUGACUUUGGGAAUUUCAAAUGUAUCGCCAAAAAUUCGCUCGGCGACACCGAUGGCAGCAUAAAAUUGUAUCAUUUGCCUCAAUCAACAAUCGUUACAACUGUGUCAACAACGACUGCAAUGGAUCCGCUGACGACAAAUGUUGUGCAACAACAUAUAAAUGACAAUUUUGUCGAUAGAAAUCUGCACAACACUAAUAAAUCACCAUGGAAUAUGUCAAAUGCUUCAUCAAAUAAUAAUUUAUUUGGUGCAACGUCUGGCUUAUGGAAUACACUUGAUGGUAGUAGUGGUAUUAGAGAUAGAGAACAUCGUGAUCGCACGAGCGAACGCAAGAGGAACAACAAACAAAACGCAGCUGGCAAGAAUCAAGACGCAUCACGUGAUAACGAAAUUCUAAAUGCAGCGGUGACACUUUCGACGUCAAAACUCAUCGUUGGCAUCGUUCUCACGACAAAUUUCCUUUUGUUUCGACGUACGACCUUCCUGAAUGUACUCGUGUAGCUUUAGCGUUGAAAUUUCAAAAAAAAAAGUAUUAUGUGAAGUAUAAAAAAAGUUAGUUAAUA
Molecule: messenger RNA, 1570 nt
Organism: Culicoides brevitarsis
Lineage: Eukaryota; Metazoa; Arthropoda; Insecta; Diptera; Ceratopogonidae
Product: opioid-binding protein/cell adhesion molecule homolog
Exons: 11
Coding region: 33-1508 (491 amino acids)
Cellular component (GO): neuron projection
Source: RefSeq, a predicted model, not a curated record